UGCCAAUUAUAAUCACAGUCCUAAAUCUUAUAGAGAUAUUUUAAUCGAUUAUACUAACCAUGAUAUCAAUGAGUUGCCAAUUAUCGGCAAAGACAUCCACAACAACAACAACAAUAGUUCGGCAUUGUUUGGAAAUGUCGACCACUGUUGGCAUUACGUACUUAAGAUGCUUGUUGUAGUUGGCUGUGUACUGGGCUGUGCCUACCAGUGCAUAGCUAUAUUGAAUCUGUUUUUCUCAUUUCCCAGUAUUGUCUUUGUCUAUGUAACGACAAUGGAUCAGUUAGAGUUACCAGGAGUUACACUAUGCAAUAGUAAUCGUGUAAUGAUGUCAAAACUGAGAGAGUUUAACAAAACUUUCGAUAAAAUCUGGAGUACUUAUGAUGACACCAAUGAUGUCGAUGAUGACAACGUUACCAAAUUGGAUAAGCAACAGAUUGUCGACGACACCAUCAGAGCACUGUUGAACACAUUGACAGUAAAUGACUUUAUGAAGUUGGGUCACACCGUCGAUGAAUUUUUGGUUCCCGAAUAUUUCCGAUGCGCUACCGAUUCGUUUCAUUUGGACGAUAAAUGCAGAAAAUAUGCCGAUAUUUUGACGACUGGUCAAGAAGUUGGUAACUGUUGGACACUGUUUCACAAAUCUAAUUCAUCAGAUUAUCUAAAAGAUAUGGCCAUCCAAUCGGGUUUAUCACAGUCGCCGGUAAUCAGAGGUCACGGCGAAGCCGUUGAUCUCGAACUGGCCGAUCAGCCCUUUCAUCCGAACGAAAUAUUGCGGCUGAAGAUCAACUUCAGCGCCGGUGAAUACACUACACUCAACGACGAAGUGUUUGGCCAUUUUAUAGUCCACGACGAAAACCAAUUGCCACCGAUUCGCGAGAAAAACUUUUACAUAUAUCCCGGUUAUUACUACGAGUUUUUUAUAUUGAAACAAUCGGAUCAAUUGCUACCGAAGCCGUUCGCUACCGAUUGUAUCGACUAUUAUCUAAUGCCGGAAAACCAAUCGCAAAGUGAUGAUCACAAUGAAUAUCUGAAUCAUCCGCUGUCCAGAGAAAACUGUAUUAUCGGUUGUAUGGCACAGAAUACGAUGGAUAAGUGCAACUGUUGGCCACCGGAACUGCCAUUUCUCAAGGGUUCGGCCGUUGAAGCCAUUGAAAACAGUAUGAAAUGGUGUGAUUGGAAUACUGGUCCCCAAUUGAUCUCCAAAGAAGCCAUUGCUAAGAAAGCCAACGAUUCGUGGUUUAAGUUCUGUUUUACUGAACACGAAAAACAGUGCAACGAUAGAUGCAAAUUGGACUGUCAUUUGGACAGGUAUACGAUAAUCCAACAGAAAAGGGAUUGGCCGGCAAAAGAGCGCAUCGAGCACAGCAAACACGCCGAUAGUCUAAUGGAAAAUCAUAAAUGUUGUUCAACAGUGUCUUUGAGAUACUGGAGCGCUGAACAUACUAUCAACAAAUAUGAGUCCAAAUAUGAGAUAUCGGAAUUUAUAGCCUAUUUGGGAGGACUGUUGAGUAUGUGGUUAGGCUUUUCACUGGUCCGUACCUAUAAUGUCAUUGAGUUUGUAUCGAUCAGACUGUGCCAGAAAAGGGCGGAACAAAAGUUGCGAUCAAAACUUGAGUCCAAACAAUCCAAUUAUGAUCAUAACAUCGCAUAUCUUCACACAACUACUACUAAUGGUGUCGUCAAACCUUCAAACACACGACGAACUAAUCAUAAGUUACAUAAAUGGCAUCAAAUCAAACCAAAAGUGUCUAAUCUAUUGACACAUAGACAGAGUGAAUAG
This is a messenger RNA of Oppia nitens, 1780 nucleotides long. RefSeq names its product acid-sensing ion channel 1C-like. The record is from RefSeq and is a predicted model, not a curated record. Gene Ontology annotation, cellular component: membrane. The transcript is spliced from 9 exons. Gene Ontology annotation, molecular function: ligand-gated sodium channel activity. Gene Ontology annotation, biological process: sodium ion transmembrane transport. The coding region runs from base 167 to 1780 and encodes 537 amino acids. NCBI's taxonomy places the organism in Eukaryota, Metazoa, Arthropoda, Arachnida, Sarcoptiformes, Oppiidae.